AUGUCUUUAUUCGGUGACAACGACACGCCGCAGCACGCGAAGCAGUCGUCGUCGCUCUUCGAUGACGAUCCCAAGCCCGCGGGCAAGACGGGCAACAGCUUGUUCGCAGACGACCUGGACGCCAACGACUCGCCCUGGGGCUUGCCAACACCCAAGAAAGCGGCACGUGAAGCUGUCGUCAAGUCGCUGCUUCCUGCCUCGGAUGUGCCCGACUUGUACAUUGACGCAUUCGACGCACUGCUAGACGCUGGGAAUCGCGAGGGCAAUGGAGUCAGUGUGGAGGGUGUAAAGAAGCUGCUGGCUGAUAGUGAUAUCCCCGGUCACGCCCAGUCCAAGAUUCUCGAGAUUGUACUACCGUCCGGUGGCAGCGCCGAACUGGGAAGGAACGAGUUCAAUGUUGUCUUCGCCCUGAUUGGGUUGGCGCAAGAGCAUGAGGACAUCACCCUGGACAGCGUCGACGAGAGGAAAAGGAGUGAGUAUCUUCCCGUUCCAACCGUGACGCUGCCGCAGUCCACCAAGGCUCGCGAACCAUCUCCUCCCCCCCAACAGGUCCAGCCGCCCACCCCUCCCGCACCGCAACGCCAGCCCUCUACGCAGCCAUCGCCUCCUGCAACUAGGUCAAGUGCGCCUAUGCGCAAGCAAUCCUUCGGCGACCCAGAGGCCGAUCCUUGGGGUAGCCCCGACCUGCACAGAGGCCAUAGCCACGCAAGCUAUACAAGCGCACAACCGCAUACCAACGGCUCGACUGCACCUCCUACGGCACGAACGACAAGCCAGUUUACAACACAACCGACUGCGACUUCCUCAGACAUCCCGCAACCCGUCCAACCGAGUUCCCUGAGCAGUGAGGGCGGCUGGGGUGGAUACAAUGGCGGCGUAAACCAACAAUUCUCCGCCCCCGGUUUGGGAGAAGGGGGAUUUGGCGCGCCCACAGGUGAAGAUGGAGGCUCAAACGCGACACCUGAGUUGGGCAGAUCCAUCGGCCGACUAAACCCGGGUGGUAGUGGGAACGAGGAGGUCAUAACCAUUACCGCGCUCUCGGAGAAGGAGGGCAUGUUCAUGUUCCAGCACCGCAACUACGAAGUCGCCAGCUCGAAGCGCACAACCAAGGUCGUCCGGCGAUAUAGCGAUUUUGUCUGGUUGUUAGACUGCCUGCACAAGCGGUAUCCCUUUAGACAACUGCCAUUGUUGCCCCCAAAGAGGGUCGGUAUCAACGGCAACCCAAUAGCUGCAGAUGCUACUUUCCUCGAGAAGCGAAGAAAAGGUCUUGCGCGUUUCACGAAUGCGCUCGUACGGCAUCCGGUCCUCAACCAGGAGCAAUUGGUAGUCAUGUUCCUGACAGUGCCCACGGAACUCGCAGUAUGGCGCAAACAAGCCAACCUCUCAGUCCAGGAAGAGUUCACUGGCAAACCUCUACCACCCAAUCUUGAAGACUCCCUCCCAAAAACCCUGCCCGAACUCUUCGAUACCGUCCGAUCCGGCGUCCGUCGCAGUGCAGAAACCUACAUCACCCUCUGCAGCAUGAUGGAGCGACUCUCCCGCCGCAACGAAGGCAUGGCAGCCGAAUAUGCACGCUUUUCUUCCGCUCUCAGUGGCCUCACAGAAUCAAGUCAAGAGACAUACGCAGUCGACACAAACGAUGUUCCCUUGUUAAACGAAGGCAUGAACGCCACAGCACGACAUCUCGAUUCCAGUAGACAAUUGCUAGAAGACGAAGCAAGAGGAUGGGAAGAAGGUGUUCUCGAAGACCUGAAGAGGCAGCGAGACACACUGGUCAGUGUACGCGACAUGUUUGACCGCCGGGACAAGUACGCCCGCGACAACAUUCCCCAACUGGAAAAGCGCAUCGCAAACAAUGAAUCUAAACUCCAUAAUAUCCGCCAGAAAUCUGCCGACCAGAUUAAACCCGGCGAGGCGGAGAAGGUGGAGGAUGCUAUUUUCAAGGACAAGGAAUCCAUUGUCCAACAACACGCCCGCGGCGUCUUCAUCACAGAAUGCAUCCGCGACGAACUCGCUUUCUUCCAAAAGAGCCAAUAUCAUGUGUCCAGAUUGCAUCAGGAGUGGGCGCAGGAACGGGUCAAGUACGCCGAGUUGCAGGCUGACAACUGGAGGGCGUUGAGUGAGGAAGUGGAGAGCAUGCCGGUGGCUGAGUAA
Alternaria atra is the source of this 2154-nucleotide messenger RNA. RefSeq lists its product as uncharacterized. Bases 1 to 2154 code for a protein of 717 amino acids. The record is from RefSeq and is a predicted model, not a curated record. Gene Ontology annotation, cellular component: endosome. The transcript is spliced from 5 exons. Gene Ontology annotation, molecular function: phosphatidylinositol-3-phosphate binding. NCBI's taxonomy places the organism in Eukaryota, Fungi, Ascomycota, Dothideomycetes, Pleosporales, Pleosporaceae. Gene Ontology annotation, biological process: retrograde transport, endosome to Golgi; protein targeting to vacuole.